Molecule: messenger RNA, 540 nt
Organism: Abrus precatorius (Indian licorice)
Lineage: Eukaryota; Viridiplantae; Streptophyta; Magnoliopsida; Fabales; Fabaceae
Exons: 3
Coding region: 76-540 (154 amino acids)
Molecular function (GO): fatty acyl-CoA hydrolase activity
Source: RefSeq, a predicted model, not a curated record
AGAGUAAUGAAGAGAAACUAAGAAAAAUUCUGUUUCAUUGUGGUUUGUGAUUGUGGGCAAACUUGAGAAAGAGAGAUGGAAGAUCCAGCUGUUGAAGUAGCCACGAGAUGGAUAAAAGGCCUGGCAGAUGGAACUAUUGGUCGUGAGUUUGAGGCUUCAACCACAAAGGGUAUCCGGGUAGUGAAGGCUCAUAAAGGUUUCCUCCUCUGUGACUUCAUUGUACACAAUGACCUGUCGGAUGAGAAUGGAAAUUGGCAUGUGGGUGCGAUAGCAACAUUAGUUGACAUCAUUGGCAGUUGUGUCUCCUACUCCUUUACUUCAUGUUUCAAUGUCACUCUUGAUUUCACCGUGUCAUACUACUCAACGGCUAAGGUUCAGGAAGAGGUUGAACUUGAGGCAAAGGUUAUAGCAGAGAAGGAUCAGUUGACUUCUGUGAUUGUGGAAGUUAGGAAAAAGGAGAAUGGAGAAUUGGUUGCUCUGGGAAAGUUGUGGAUUGCAGAGGCUAGAAGGAAUCCAAGACGCCAAUCGAGUAAACUAUGA